AUGAUCUUGCUCCUCUUCUUGUUCGGUCUGACUCUGGGUGCUCCUUCUGAGUCUCCUUCUGAGGACCAUAAAGUGAAAUUACUGCGUGGAAACUGUCCGAUGUUCUGGUGGAACUUCAAUGGCCGCUGCUACAAAUAUGUGGCCACACGCAUGACCUGGGCUGAUGCAGAGCUCUACUGUGUGUCACAGCGAGCCAACCUGGUGUCUAUCUACAGUGAGGAGGAAGAAAAUUUUGUCAGAUCCUUCAUCAAGAACUUUGACCACACUGAGGAACGCACCUGGAUUGGACUCAGUGACCUCCAUAAAGAAGGCAGAUGGAUGUGGUCUGAUGGUUGUGCAGUGAGUUUCACCUACUGGAGUCCAAAACAACCAGAUAACUGGCAAGGAAUCGAACACUGUGGUCACAACAACUUUGAGACAAAUAAUAAGAAGUGGAAUGAUGUACCGUGUUCUGUAACUUAUACCUCUGUUUGUGCUACUCGUGUAGCUUGCCCAUAG
This is a messenger RNA of Pelmatolapia mariae (spotted tilapia), 498 nucleotides long. RefSeq names its product lactose-binding lectin l-2-like. The transcript has 2 exons. The record is from RefSeq and is a predicted model, not a curated record. Bases 1 to 498 code for a protein of 165 amino acids. Lineage: Eukaryota; Metazoa; Chordata; Actinopteri; Cichliformes; Cichlidae. Gene Ontology annotation, molecular function: signaling receptor activity.